AUGUCGGAAGGAUUUGUCAGAGGCGUUGCUCGAGUACGGCCGUUGGAAUCAUUGGUGAUAUGGACGGCUAUUGGAUUUUGUUUGAGCCGUUGGAAUCUUUCGUGAUAUGAUCGGCGUGAGGCGUUGAAUUUCUGAGGGGUUUUGAUCCGGUGGCCGGGUUUCCCCUUUACUUUUGGUUUGUCGUUGUGUUUCGGUUUUUCGGACGUAUUUUCGACGCACUAGAGGUUCUUUACUGGCGUAAAGAACCAGGGAGGGUGUUCGUGCGUAGAAGUAGAUAGUCGAAAAGUAGCCGUUACGUAGGACGCAGCUGGGACAACUUGAAGGGUAUGUGCUGAGAGGCUUUGGAUGAUAGUGCGGAGUCUCCGUGUUCUCUCGAGAAUUGGGGCCUCUCCUCCUUCUCCCUCUCUCCUCUCUCAUGCGAGCUAACACACACAGUUAAACAGCAGCCCCAAGUCCGCCGGCCUUAACAGGGCUAGGGCUCA
Molecule: messenger RNA, 482 nt
Organism: Ectocarpus sp. CCAP 1310/34
Lineage: Eukaryota; Phaeophyceae; Ectocarpales; Ectocarpaceae
Source: the annotation of a GenBank genome assembly